Messenger RNA from Racocetra fulgida, 429 nucleotides. The record is from the annotation of a GenBank genome assembly. NCBI's taxonomy places the organism in Eukaryota, Fungi, Glomeromycota, Glomeromycetes, Diversisporales, Gigasporaceae.
AUGACAAAAACAAAGAGGUCAAUAGCCAAGGUUGAUGAGAUAGAAGAAACCGAACAAACCACCAACUAUCGAGAAGGUGGAAUAGAAGGACAUGGAAGAGUGGAUCAUGAAAUUGGAGAUUGUAGAAGAGGAAGCAGGGGAAGAGAAAUUCGUGAAGAAAGUCAACAUGAAGUAAAUGAGAAUCGUAGAACUGAAAGCCAUGGGAAAGAAAGCAAAGGAAGCUGUGAAGAAGAAAAUCAAUAUGAAAAUGAUCGCAAGAGUUGUGGAAUUGGAGAUCGAGGAAGAGGAAGCAAAGAAAGGAAAAGCCAUGAAAAAACAAGUCAACACGAAAAUAAAGGUGAAGCGAUUUUUGUUUCAAAUAACGAUUUCAAUAAUAUUGAUUCAAUCUACGAAGAAAUCGAAUCAGAUAUUGGUAAGAAAAAAGCGUAA